This is a messenger RNA of Cylicocyclus nassatus, 462 nucleotides long. Lineage: Eukaryota; Metazoa; Nematoda; Chromadorea; Rhabditida; Strongylidae. The record is from the annotation of a GenBank genome assembly.
AUGUCACUUCGAUGCUGUGCUGCUUUGAUUUUCAUGUCAAUGCCGAAUUUUUUCGUCGGAGGUAAAUACUCGAGUUGUGACAAUACCAAUUUUCCUCGAGUUUGGGAGUCGAACUUCACAGAAGCAUUUCAUCAACAUAUGGCUAGACUUGGAUGGGACGACCCUAAAAACCUGACUUACCGAUGUUCUGAUGCUCACUUGGCCCAUAAGCUUGCCGCAGAGCUCCCUCUUCAGUGGGAUCGUAAAGUAUUCCGUUAUGCGUAUAGCACAAUACCUGAUCCGAAUGCGACGAACCCUGCAACAGAAGCUGUAGCUGAGUGGUCUAGUGGUUAUGAAAAUCGUUUGCUUCAGGCAUUGCAAGAAGCUACUGGGUACGGAUGCGGCAUUUCGGCAAACUCGAAAUUGAAUACUGAGUACUACAAUCCCCAAAAGGAGCUAAUGCUCGUAUGUGUAAUCCGAUGA